Molecule: messenger RNA, 1947 nt
Organism: Gymnogyps californianus (California condor)
Lineage: Eukaryota; Metazoa; Chordata; Aves; Accipitriformes; Cathartidae
Gene: ERICH6B
Product: glutamate rich 6B
Source: RefSeq, a predicted model, not a curated record
AUGUCUAAUGGACGCAAGCCGUCAGGGUCUGGCAGUAACCAGUCCCAACCAAAAAUAUUUCCCCCUGGGACUGGUUCAUCAGAUUCCAGCUCUGCUCUCACAGUGGAAAAUGUGAAAAGGCUGGAAAAGGAGUACACGACUUCUAAAGAAGCCUUCAAUAAGCAGAGAAUAAGAGAUAUUAAGCAGACUAAUCUUGCUCGCUUCAACAAAGAGACAACUAGGAAAACCAGCAUAGAGCUUAUCUGGGAUGCAGAGCCUGAAGGAGCCUCCUCAUCCUUCCCUGCAAAGCGGAGUGAAAACAGCAAAGAAGUUUGCUGGAAGACCUCUGAAGAAAUUUCAGGGAAAGAUAAGCUAUUAACAGCACCAGCAACAGAUUCCCCAUCAGCUCAGCCCACUGGCUCUAAGCCGAAGGAAUCCAAACAGCGUGUAGAUGGCUAUCCUGCCUCCUACCACAGCAGAAGGCACUACAUGGAGGAUGAGAUGACCCAGACAGAGUGGAGGUAUUCAGAUGAGUCCCUGGCUGCCAGCAUUUAAAGCAGCCCUGCUGUUUCAGUAAUAGGAGAGGAGAAGAGGAGCUCAGAGGCUGUGGGUAGUGGGAGCAGCCUUAAGCCCACAGAAGACCAAGCCGUGGAAGCGCUCUCCACGGACACCGAGGUGUACCCCAAGGCCAGAAAGAACAAGGAGCCAGCCGAAACCAAGGAAGAGGCAGCGGCCAAGGAUGAAGAGGAGAAUAACCAAGCAGGACUGUGUGAGCAAGAUGAGAGGGUGAUGCCGCUUGCUGGGAUGUAUGUCUUCCCCCUCCACCAGACUGUACGGGACCAGCGGGAGAUGGAUAGGGUUGUGGUGGCUCACCUCCACCUGGGUGAGACCACCUGGACCGAAGACUCUGCAAAGUGCACCUUUCGCAGCGCUCCUGAAAAGCCAAUCUCAACAGUGGUGGAUCUGAAGGAACAGCCCCACAAAAACCUCUUCUGCUGCAGGAGAUAUAAGGAAGUGUUUGACACUGUCAGCCAAGAGCUGAUGAGUGAAGAUGAAGUGGAGGAAGAGCUGGACAUUGCUCCCCAUGCCAAGCCCUCCCAAGCUGAGCUGAGGAGCAGCAUCAAGAAGAAACUGCUGCAACAGUUGGAUGAAGGAGGCUUUGAGAGCUACAGGGAAAUAUUUCAGCAGUAUCUGAGAUUUGUUGCCUGGACCAGAAUCUUGUUCAGACUCCCAAAACAAAACAAAUAUGCCGUCAGACCGAAAAGUCCUUUCAAAAAGCACUGACCGACAUCAGCACCUCUGGAAGACCUGCUGGAGCCGGACAGUGAGUUUGUUGCGGAGCACUUAAAAUGCUGCCAUUCUCCUGAGCCCAUAAGACAACAUUAUCCUGAUGGACAGACAUUUUUCCUCCUGUUCCCAGAUGGAAGUGGUCAGGUUUACUACCCGUUGGGCAACAUGGCCGUUCUCAUCGCGUUCACUGAGGAAGCCCUGUUCACCUAUUGCAUCCUGGAGGACAGCAGGUACCCAGGGAUCAGGGCUGCCUUUGGGAUCCACGGCCACAGGGUCUGCUUCCACCCUGACGGCCACCUCUGGGCCGCCCUGGACCCCUGCACUGGGAUCUGCUUGGACCGGGCAGGGGCCAGUCAGAAGCCCUGGAAAUGGCGUGACGUUAGCCACCAGGCUCACAGCCCUCCUUUCCAGUCCAUCACCAUGAAACUGAACAGCCACGUCACCAUUAAAAUCCUGGCUGAGGAUCAAAUUGACUUAUUGUUCACCAGCCGCAGCGAUUGUAUCCAUUUCAACGUGGGGUCCCGGCUCAAGUUGAAAGACCCAGAGACAAGUCACCUACUUCAGUGGCCAGAAAGCGAAGAGGAGCUCUUCCUUCAGUCUAAAAAGAUUCAGCUCAGGAGCCUGCUGUCCAAAAUCGAGACAGUGUUGCAAUGCUUUUGGCAACCCCUCUCUCAGUGA